AUGGGCGACUCUCCGGAAUCAAAAACAAUCACCCUCCCCACAGCGUUGAUCACAGGGUGUAGCGACGGUGGGAUUGGCUCUUCCCUCGCCAAAGCGUUCCAGGCACGCGGCGUCCACGUCUUCGCGACCGCGCGCAAGCUGUCCAAAAUGACAGGCCUCGAGGGCCUACCCAACAUGACGCGACUGGAACUUGACGUCGAGUCUCCGUCCAGUGUGGUCGCCGCAAAGGAGACGGUCAUCGCCGCAACCAGCGGCGAUGGCCGCUUGAAUUACCUGGUCAACAACUCCGGGGUGAAUCUCAACUUUCCGGCCGUCGAGACAGACAUCAAGGACGCGAAGAAGGUCUUCGAUGUCAAUUUCUGGGGCGUCGUCUCCGUCAACAAUACGUUUCUGCCGCUACUAAUUGCCUCCAACGGGACGAUCAUCAACAACGCAUCGGUUUCGGCCGCUAUGUAUGCGCCAUGGAGUUCAUUCUACGCUGCCUCCAAGGCGGCACUACGCACGUAUAGCGAAACUCUCCGUCUCGAGCUGGCCCCGUUGGGCGUCAAGGUCAUGACCGUUAUGACUGGUCUGGUGACCUCCCAGAUAUUCGACAACAGCCAGCAGAACGACCUGGCCGAGACCUCCUUUUACACACCGGCGGCGGCGGAAAUUGCUUCCCUUGCCAGCGGACGCUCUAUCUUGCCCCUCUCGAUGUCCACGGCAGUGUAUGCGCAGAGGGUGGUGGACGAUGCGAUCGGCGGCCGGAGUGGAGUGCGCUGGAGGGGGAACACGGCGUCCGUGGCGUGGUUGCUCACUUCCUUGCUUCCAACCUGGUUGAUGGACCUUGUGCUUCUUUCCACCAGUGGAUUAAAGCACAUUGUAAAGUGA
Messenger RNA from Aspergillus candidus, 870 nucleotides. Its product is annotated as oxidoreductase. The transcript is spliced from 3 exons. Gene Ontology annotation, molecular function: acylglycerone-phosphate reductase (NADP+) activity; triacylglycerol lipase activity. Lineage: Eukaryota; Fungi; Ascomycota; Eurotiomycetes; Eurotiales; Aspergillaceae. The record is from RefSeq and is a predicted model, not a curated record. Gene Ontology annotation, cellular component: lipid droplet; endoplasmic reticulum. The coding region runs from base 1 to 870 and encodes 289 amino acids. Gene Ontology annotation, biological process: triglyceride catabolic process; phosphatidic acid biosynthetic process.